Molecule: messenger RNA, 559 nt
Organism: Drosophila busckii
Lineage: Eukaryota; Metazoa; Arthropoda; Insecta; Diptera; Drosophilidae
Exons: 1
Coding region: 218-559 (113 amino acids)
Source: RefSeq, a predicted model, not a curated record
UUUACAUACGCACGAGCUGAGCAUUGAAUAUUGAUACUGCAAGAGAAACUUGUUAAAGCAGAGUGAAAAGAAAACACACGAAGAAAAUACUUUCGUUUGGACUAGGUCGGGUGACACACUCUCAAAAUUUAGUAACAAGUUGGUCAACAUAUGAGCCGCACCAGUAAAUAUUGCGUAUAAAUAGUUUUAUAUCAUUUCGCAUGUGCCUAAAUACAAAAUGCGCAUCUUGAUUCCAACGCUUAUAGUGGCCAUACUUAUAGCCGCUUCACAUGUUCAUGGAGCAUCCAAAGUUGUGCAAUUAGCUGAUUUGCAAAAUGUGGAACUGAAAGACUCUGGGCGCCAAGCCGCCAGCACGGGUGCACCCAACUUUGUGCGUCUUGUCAUAAUGCGUCUGAUAUACGGUAUUGCUUCCACCAUGGGUGUAGAGGAUCGGCUAGAGGACGCUUUCAAUGGAGCAUUUGUGCCGCCAAAUUCUGAUGGACUUGGAUUUGGAGACUUUGGUGGUGGCGAUGACGACGGUGACGGUAUAUUAGGCAACAUUUUCGACUCGGACUAUUAA